GCAGAUGACAUGAACUUCUAUUGAGACGAGCGCAGACACUAGUCUGCCCUUAUUCAGUGCAAUCCUGUCUGUCCCGGCCGCCACCAUGUCUUUCGUGCCCACCCCAAGCCCCACUGUGGUGGAUCAGACCACGCUUAUGAAGAAAUACCUGCAGUUUGUGGCGGCGCUCACUGACAACAACACACCGGAUGAGACCAAACUGAAAAUGAUGCAGGAAGUCAGUGAGAAUUUUGAGAAUGUCACAUCCUCGCCACAGUAUUCUACUUUCUUGGAGCAUAUCAUCCCUCGUUUCCUAACGUUUCUGCAGGAUGGAGAAGUGCAGUUCCUUCAAGAGAAACCAACACAGCAAUUACGAAAACUUGUCCUGGAGAUCAUCCACCGAAUCCCAACUAAUGAACAUCUCCGGACUCAUGCCAAGAACAUCCUUUCUGUCAUGUUCCGCUUCCUUGAGAUUGAAAGUGAGGAGAAUGUGCUCAUUUGUUUACGGAUCAUCAUUGAACUGCAUAAACAGUUUCGCCCGCUGAUCUCUCAAGAGAUUCAUCAUUUUUUGGACUUUGUGAAGCAAAUUUACAAAGAACUGCCUAAAGUAGUGACGAGGUACUUUGAGAAUCCUCAGGUUAUAGCAGAAAACACAGUGCCUUCUCCAGAAAUGGUGGGCAUGAUCACCUCAGUAUUGGUGAAGACCGCACCGGAGCGUGAGGACAGCGAGACCCGGACGCAUACCAUAAUCCCCCGGGGAUCGCUGUCACUCAAAGUGUUGGCAGAGCUGCCCAUCAUCGUUGUACUCAUGUAUCAGCUGUACAAACUGAGCAUUCACAACGUGGUGUCGGAUUUUGUGCCUCUUAUCAUGAACACCAUCAUGCUGCAGGUGUCUCCGCAGGCUCGGCAACACAAACUGUUCAACAAGGAGCUGUAUGCAGAUUUUAUCGCCGCACAGAUCAAGACCUUGUCAUUCCUCGCUUACAUUAUCCGGAUCUACCAGGACUUGGUUGGGAAGCACUCCCAGCAGAUGGUGAAGGGGAUGCUGCAGCUGCUGUCUAACUGCCCCCCUGAGACUGCUCACCUGCGGAAAGAGCUCCUGAUCGCUGCCAAGCACAUCCUCACCACCGAUCUACGCAGCCAAUUCGUUCCAUGCAUGGACAAGCUUUUCGACGAGUCAAUACUCAUUGGCUCAGGAUACACUGCGAGAGAGACGCUGAGGCCCUUGGCAUACAGCACACUAGCAGACUUGGUGCACCAUGUUAGACAGAACCUCCCGUUGACGGACCUCUCCCUGGCUGUGCAACUGUUCGCUAAGAAUAUUGACGAUGAGUCCCUCCCCAGCAGUAUCCAAACCAUGUCCUGUAAGCUGUUGCUAAACCUUGUAGACUGCAUCCGAUCAAAGAGCGAACAGGAGAAUGGAAACGGCAGAGACAUUCUCAUGAGAAUGCUGGAGGUGUUUGUGUUGAAGUUCCACACCAUUGCACGGUACCAGCUGGUAUCUAUCUUUAAGAAGUGCAAGCCCCAAUCAGAGAUGGGUGUGGUGGACACAGGGGCAUUACCAGGAGUCCCAGCCACCCCUACUGUAACUACACCCGCCUUACCUCCACCUGCACCCCCAACACCUGUCACCCCUGCACCACCACCGGCCACACCUUUUGAUAGACCUGGGGACAAGGAGGACAAACAGACCUUCCAGGUGUCCGACUGUCGCAGUCUGGUGAAGACUCUUGUGUGUGGAGUGAAAACUAUCACAUGGGGCAUCACUUCUUGUAAAGCUCCUGGAGAGGCACAGUUCAUUCCCAACAAGCAGCUCCAGCCCAAAGAAACACAGAUCUACAUCAAGCUGGUGAAAUAUGCCAUGCAGGCCUUGGACAUCUACCAGGUACAGAUUGCCGGCAAUGGGCAGACGUAUGUUCGUGUGGCUAACUGUCAGACGGUGCGGAUGAAGGAGGAGAAGGACUAUGCUAUAGAGACUGCACUGGAUUGCCUGAAGAGUGCCAAUACUGAGCCGUAUUACAGACGACAGGCCUGGGAGGUGAUCAAAUGCUUCCUGGUAGCCAUGACCAGCCUGGAGGACAACAAGCAUGCCCUUUACCAGCUUCUCGCCCAUCCCAACUUCACAGAGAAGUGGAUCCCUAACGUGAUCAUCUCCCACCGGUACAAAGCGCAGGACACCCCAGCACGCAGGACGUUCGAGCAGGCCCUGACGGGGGCGUUCAUGUCUGCGGUCAUCAAGGAUCUCAGGCCCAGCGCUCUGCCUUUCGUUGCCAGCUUGAUCCGCCAUUACACCAUGGUGGCAGUGGCUCAGCAGUGUGGUCCCUUCUUGCUGCCAUGCUACCAGUCAGGCAGCCAGGCCAGCACGGCUAUGUUCCACAGUGAAGAGAACGGCUCCAAAGGCAUGGACCCACUCGUGCUGAUCGACGCCAUCGCCAUCUGCAUGGCCUAUGAGGAGAAGGAGCUGUGCAAGAUUGGGGAAGUGGCACUUGCUGUCAUCUUUGAUGUUGCCAGCAUUAUCCUGGGCUCCAAAGAAAGGGCGUGCCAGCUGCCGUUGUUCUCCUACAUAGUGGAGCGUCUAUGUGCAUGCUGCUAUGAGCAGGCCUGGUAUGCUAAGCUGGGUGGAGUGGUGUCCAUUAAGUUCCUGAUGGAGAGGCUUCCUCUGAUUUGGGUGUUGCAAAACCAGCUGACCUUCCUCAAAGCUCUGCUCUUUGUCAUGAUGGACCUCACAGGAGAGGUGUCUAACGGGGCAGUUGCCAUGGCAAAGACCACACUGGAGCAGUUGUUGAUACGCUGUGCCACUCCUCUUAAGGAUGAGGAGAAGACUGAGGAGCUUCUGUCUGCCCAGGAUAAAUCCUUCCAUCUGGUGACCCAUGACCUUGUACGGGAGGUCACCUCCCCCAAUUCCACUGUCCGCAAGCAGGCCAUGCACUCCCUGCAGGUGCUGGCUCAAGUCACAGGCAAGAGCGUCACCAUCAUCAUGGAGCCUCACAAAGAAGUGCUGCAAGACAUGGUUCCUCCAAAGAAACACCUGCUGCGGCAUCAGCCUGCCAAUGCUCAGAUUGGCCUGAUGGAGGGCAACACCUUCUGCACCACUCUACAGCCCCGCCUCUUCACCAUGGACCUCAACGUGGUGGAACACAAAGUCUUUUACACAGAGUUGCUGAACCUGUGUGAAGCUGAGGAUGCUGCUUUGAUGAAGCUGCCCUGUUAUAAAAGCCUUCUUUCACUGGUGCCGCUGCGCAUUGCUGCUCUCAAUGCCCUGGCGGCCUGUAACUAUCUUCCCCAGUCCCGAGAGAAGAUCAUCGCUGCCCUCUUCAAGGCCCUCAACUCUACUAACAGUGAGCUCCAGGAGGCUGGAGAGGCCUGCAUGAGAAAGUUCUUAGAGGGGGCUACUAUUGAGGUGGAUCAGAUCCAUACACACAUGCGGCCCUUGCUGAUGAUGCUUGGAGACUAUCGCAGUCUGACGCUCAAUGUAGUCAACAGACUGACAUCAGUCACUCGUCUCUUCCCCAACUCCUUCAAUGACAAAUUCUGUGACCAAAUGAUGCAACAUCUGCGUAAAUGGAUGGAGGUGGUGGUGAUCACGCAUAAAGGAGGCCAGCGUAGUGAUGGCAGUGAAAUGAGGAUCUGUUCGGCCAUUAUAAACCUCUUCCACCUGAUACCAGCUGCUCCACAGACACUGGUGAAACCUUUGCUGGAAGUGGUCAUGAAAACGGAGAGGGCGAUGCUCAUAGAGGCAGGCAGUCCCUUUAGAGAGCCACUGAUCAAAUUCCUGACACGUCAUCCGUCUCAAACAGUGGAGCUUUUCAUGAUGGAGGCCACUCUCAAUGACCCACAGUGGAGUCGCAUGUUCAUGAGUUUCUUGAAGCACAAAGAUGCCAAGCCACUUCGGGAUGUCUUGGCUUCUAACCCAAAUCGAUUUGUCCCUCUGCUGGUUCCAGCUGGGCCUGCAGCAACUGUGAGACCUGGGUCUCCCUCCACCAGUACUGCCCGCCUUGACCUGCAGUUCCAGGCCAUCAAGAUCAUAAGCAUCAUUGUGAAAAAUGAUGAAGGCUGGUUGGCGGGUCAGCACUCUUUAGUGAGUCAGCUCAGACGCGUGUGGGUCAGCGAGGCCUUCCAGGAGCGCCACCGCAAAGACAGCAUGGCUGCAACCAACUGGAAAGAGCCCAAACUAUUAGCAUUCUGUCUGCUUAGCUACUGCAAACGCAACUACUCUGAGAUAGAGCUACUCUUUCAGCUGUUGAGAGCCUUCACUGGCCGCUUCCUGUGCAACAUGACCUUCCUGAAGGAGUACAUGGAGGAGGAGAUCCCCAAGAACUACAGCAUCACACACAAACGAGCGCUCUUCUUCCGCUUUGUGGAGUUCAAUGACCCACACUUUAAUGAUGAGCUCAAGGCAAAGACUCAAGUGGCCUUGAAAAAAACGACGAUGAUAGGCCACCUCUUGUUGGCUCACAUUAUCGCCAAGUUUGCCAUUCACAAAAAGAUUGUGUUGCAGGUUUUCCACAGUCUGCUAAAGGCUCAUACUAUGGAAGCACGUGCCAUUGUUCGGCAAUGCAAGACACAGUCUAAAGACCACUAUAAUGGCACAUCCUCAGUGGCUUCCAAGUAUGAGGAGCUGGAGUGUCUGUACGCUGCCGUAGGGAAGGUCAUUUAUGAAGGCCUCACCAACUACGAGAAAGCCAGCAGCGCUAACCCAACUCAAUUGUUCGGAACGCUGAUGAUCCUGAAGUCGGCCUGCAGCAACAACUCCAGCUACAUCGACCGCCUCAUUUCCGUCUUUAUGCGCUCCCUGCAGAAGAUGGUGAGAGAGCACCUGAGCCCGCAACCCAACCCCGGAGUCGCUGAAACCAGCACAGUGACAAGCGAGUUGGUAAUGCUUAGCUUGGAUCUGGUAAAGGAGAGGCUGUCGGUCAUGAACAUGGAAAUGAGGAAGAACUUCAUCCAGGUCAUCCUUACAUCCCUCAUCGAGAAAUCUCCCGACCCAAAGAUUCUUCGAGCUGUGGUGAAGAUUGUGGAGGAAUGGGUCAAGAACAACUCUGGCAACCCCAUGGCCACCAACCAGGUGCCUAAUCCAAGAGAAAAAUCCAUUCUGCUGGUGAAAAUGAUGACCUACAUUGAGAAGCGCUUUCCUGACGACCUUGAAUUGAAUGCCCAGUUCCUGGACCUCGUUAAAUACGUCUACAGAGAUGAGAACCUCUCAGGAAGUGACAUCACAUCCAAGCUGGAGCCAGCAUUCUUGUCAGGGCUACGCUGCACCCAGCCACUGAUCAGAGCAAAGUUUUUCGAGGUGUUUGAUGCAUCAAUGAAGCGACGAGUCUAUGAGAGGCUUCUGUAUAUUUGCUGCUCGCAGAACUGGGAGGCCAUGGGCAGCCACUUCUGGAUUAAACAGUGCAUUGAGCUGCUGUUGGCGGUCUGUGAGAGGAACACCACCAUUGGCACCAGCUGCCAGGGCUCCAUGCUCCCCUCCAUCACCAACGUCAUCAACCUGGCUGACAGCCAUGACCGUGCAGCCUUCGCCAUGGCAACGCAUAUCAAACAGGAACCUCGUGAGAGAGAAAACAGCGAGACCAAGGAGGAGGAUGUGGAGAUAGACAUCGAACUGGCACCUGGUGACCAGACCAGCCUCCCUAAGACCAAGGAGCAGGCGGAGAGAGAUGCAGGCAACCAGCUGCACAUGCUCACCAACCGCCACGAUAAGUUCCUGGACUCCCUGAGAGAGGUCAAGACGGGAGCACUGCUGAAUGCACUGGUUCAGUUGUGCCACAUCUCCACCCCAUUGGCUGAGAAGACUUGGGUCCAGCUCUUCCCCCGCCUAUGGAAGAUUCUGUCGGACCGACAGCAGCAUGCAAUCUCAGGCGAGAUGGGUCCGUUCCUGUGUAGCGGUAGUCAUCAAGCUCAGAGAGAUUGCCAGCCCAGUGCUCUAAACUGCUUUGUGGAGGCCAUGUCUCAGUGCGUGUCGCCCAUACCCAUCAGGCCCUGCGUGCUGAAGUACUUAGGAAAGACCCACAAUCUAUGGUUACGCUCCACCCUGAUGCUGGAGCAGCAAGCCUUUGAGAAAGGCCUUAGCUUGCACAUCAAACCCAAACAGAGCACAGAGUUCUAUGAGCAAGAAAGCAUCACUCCUCCACAGCAGGAGAUCCUCGACUCGCUGGCGGAGCUCUACUCCCUACUGCAGGAAGAGGACAUGUGGGCGGGGCUGUGGCAGAAAAGAUGCAAGUUCCCUGAGACGAGCACCGCCAUUGCAUACGAGCAGCAUGGCUUCUUUGAACAGGCUCAAGAAACCUAUGAGAAGGCAAUGGAGAAAGCUCGCAAAGAGCACAAUGUCUCGCCCGCCAUCUUCCCAGAGUACCAGCUGUGGGAGGAUCACUGGAUACAUUGUUCUAAAGAGCUGAACCAGUGGGAACCUCUGACUGAGUACGGGCAAUCUAAAGGCCAUAACAACCCAUACCUGGUGCUGGAGUGUGCCUGGAGAGUGUCUAACUGGGCUGCAAUGAAAGAGGCUCUAGUGCAGGUGGAGCUGAGCUGUCCAAAGGAGAUGGCCUGGAAGGUGAAUAUGCAUCGCGGUUACCUGGCCAUCUGUCACCCUGAGGAGCAGCAGCUCAACUUCAUUGAGCGGCUAGUGGAGAUGGCCAGCAGUCUAGCCAUCAGAGAAUGGAGGAGACUGCCGCACAUUGUUUCUCAUGUGCACACGCCCCUGUUACAGGCGGCGCAACAGAUUAUUGAGCUACAAGAAGCUGCUCAGAUCAAUGCAGGCCUCCAGCCCGCCAACCUGGGCCGCAACACCAGCCUCCACGACAUGAAGACCGUGGUGAAGACCUGGAGAAACAGGCUUCCGAUUGUCUCCGAUGACCUCUCCCAUUGGAGCAGCAUCUUUAUGUGGCGGCAGCACCACUAUCAGGCCAUUGUGACUGCUUAUGAAACCAACACGCAACAUGAUCCAAACACUAACAAUGCCAUGCUUGGAGUGCACGCCUCCGCAUCAGCCAUUAUUCAGUAUGGAAAAAUCGCCCGGAAGCAAGGUCUGGUCAAUGUAGCUUUGGACAUUCUGAGUCGCAUCCACACCAUCCCCACCGUGCCUAUUGUAGACUGCUUUCAGAAGAUUCGUCAGCAGGUUAAAUGCUACCUACAGUUGGCUGGAGUAAUGGGCAAGAAUGAAUGCAUGCAGGGUCUGGAGGUGAUUGAGUCCACUAACCUGAAGUACUUCACCAAGGAGAUGACCGCCGAGUUCUACGCUCUCAAGGGCAUGUUCUUAGCCCAGAUCAAUAAGUCAGAGGAGGCAAAUAAGGCAUUCUCUGCUGCAGUGCAGAUGCAUGAUGUUCUGGUGAAAGCCUGGGCAAUGUGGGGCGACUACUUGGAGAACAUCUUUGUUAAAGACCGCCAGCCCCACCUUGGUGUCUCCGCCAUUACCUGUUACUUACAUGCCUGCCGUCAUCAGAAUGAGAGCAAGUCACGUAAAUACCUUGCCAAGGUGCUGUGGCUGUUGAGUUUUGAUGAUAAGAACACAUUGGCUGAUGCUGUGGACAAAUACUGCAUUGGAGUGCCGCCCAUCCAAUGGCUGGCCUGGAUCCCUCAGCUCCUCACAUGUCUGGUUGGCUCAGAGGGGAAACCUCUCCUUAACCUCAUCAGCCAGGUGGGACGUGUCUACCCUCAAGCAGUGUACUUUCCAAUCCGAACCCUGUACCUGACGCUGAAAAUCGAGCAGAGGGAGCGCUACAAGAGCGAUUCUGGCCAGCAGCAGCCCAGUUCGGCGGCUGCUCAGACCCACUCAGCGUCCGACCCGGGUCCCAUCCGUGCCACUGCUCCCAUGUGGCGCUGCAGCCGGAUCAUGCACAUGCAGCGUGAGCUCCACCCCACCCUGCUCUCCUCUCUGGAGGGCAUCGUGGACCAGAUGGUCUGGUUCAGGGAGAACUGGCACGAGGAGGUCCUGCGGCAGCUCCAGCAGGGCCUAGCUAAAUGCUACUCGGUGGCAUUCGAAAAGAGUGGAGCCGUGUCCGAUGCUAAAAUCACUCCGCAUACGCUCAACUUUGUAAAAAAGCUGGUCAGCACGUUUGGCGUGGGCCUGGAAAAUGUCUCUAAUGUGUCCACCAUGUUCUCAAGUGCUGCCUCAGAGUCCCUGGCCCGCCGAGCUCAAGCCACCGCUCAAGACCCUGUGUUCCAGAAGAUGAAGGGCCAGUUCACCACAGAUUUUGACUUCAGCGUUCCCGGCUCCAUGAAGCUUCACAAUCUCAUUUCAAAGCUGAAGAAGUGGAUCAAGAUUCUGGAAGCCAAGACGAAGCAACUACCGAAGUUCUUCCUGAUCGAGGAGAAAUGCCGUUUCCUUAGCAACUUCUCGGCCCAGACUGCUGAAGUUGAGAUCCCGGGAGAAUUCCUCAUGCCUAAGCCCACACACUAUUACAUCAAGAUUGCCAGGUUCAUGCCCAGGGUGGAGAUUGUUCAAAAGCACAACACAGCUGCUCGACGACUCUACAUCCGCGGGCACAACGGCAAGAUCUAUCCAUACUUGGUGAUGAAUGACGCAUGUCUGACGGAGUCCCGCAGAGAGGAGCGUGUCUUACAACUCUUGCGGCUACUCAACCCCUGCUUGGAGAAGAGGAAAGAGACCACCAAGAGACACCUCUUUUUCACAGUCCCAAGGGUGGUGGCGGUGUCUCCUCAAAUGCGGUUAGUGGAGGACAAUCCAUCGUCUCUGUCUCUAGUGGAAAUCUACAAGCAACGUUGUGCUAAGAAGGGCAUUGAGCACGACAACCCUAUUUCCCGCUAUUAUGACCGACUUGCAACUGUUCAGGCUAGAGGAACCCAAGCCAGCCAUCAGGUCCUGCGUGACAUUCUGAAGGAGGUCCAGGGCAACAUGGUUCCUCGUAGCAUGUUGAAGGAGUGGGCGCUGCACACCUUCCCCAACGCCACAGAUUAUUGGACCUUCCGCAAAAUGUUCACCAUCCAGCUUGCUCUAAUUGGCCUGGCUGAGUUCAUGUUGCACCUGAACCGUCUCAACCCAGAGAUGCUGCAGAUUGCACAGGACACCGGAAAACUCAAUGUAUCAUACUUCCGCUUUGAUAUUAACGAUGCCACUGGUGAUCUGGAUGCCAACCGGCCGGUCCCCUUCAGGCUGACGCCCAACAUCUCCGAGUUCCUGAGCACAAUCGGCGUAUCCGGACCCCUCACGGCUUCCAUGAUAGCAGUAGCACGCUGCUUUGCUCAGCCUAACUUCAAGGUCGAUGGCAUCUUGAAAGCAGUUCUUAGAGAUGAGAUCAUCGCUUGGCAUAAGAAGACGCAGGAAGACACAUCCAUGCCUCUGUCCCCAGCUGGACAACCUGAGAACAUGGACAGCCAGCAGCUGGUGUCUCUUGUCCAGAAAGCUGUGACGGCCAUCAUGACCCGCCUCCACAACUUGGCCCAGUUCGAGGGUGGUGAGAGUAAAGUAAACACGCUAGUGGCAGCUGCCAAUAGCCUGGACAACCUGUGCCGCAUGGACCCCGCCUGGCACCCUUGGUUGUAGACGGGCAUGUAUAGAAACAAAUUCUGGCAGAUCUCUGAGAAAUGCAAUACUGUGAAAGUGAAUGUCAGUCGAUGAAUUUGUCCCAUGAGUUUAAAAAACAUCAUGUGUUGAGUUAACAUUUAGAAGGGGUUAUAUAAUAAUGCACAAACUGUCAUUUAAAAAAGAACAGGAUAAUACUUAAGGUCUUUAGUAUUCACUGUUAUUCACAGGAAAGAGAUACAUGCAGCAAUUAAAAGCAGCUUUGUUUGUUUGGAGAGGAACUAUUGUUAAACUGAUGAGCUUA
Molecule: messenger RNA, 9761 nt
Organism: Sinocyclocheilus grahami
Lineage: Eukaryota; Metazoa; Chordata; Actinopteri; Cypriniformes; Cyprinidae
Product: transformation/transcription domain-associated protein-like
Exons: 61
Coding region: 86-9478 (3130 amino acids)
Biological process (GO): DNA repair; regulation of DNA-templated transcription
Cellular component (GO): SAGA complex; NuA4 histone acetyltransferase complex; nucleus
Molecular function (GO): protein binding
Source: RefSeq, a predicted model, not a curated record